Molecule: messenger RNA, 1847 nt
Organism: Rhinolophus ferrumequinum (greater horseshoe bat)
Lineage: Eukaryota; Metazoa; Chordata; Mammalia; Chiroptera; Rhinolophidae
Gene: ICAM2
Product: intercellular adhesion molecule 2
Exons: 5
Coding region: 181-1068 (295 amino acids)
Biological process (GO): cell-cell adhesion
Cellular component (GO): membrane
Molecular function (GO): integrin binding
Source: RefSeq, a predicted model, not a curated record
GAAAACCUAGCACAGGAAGCACGUGACUUCUGAGAAGGGGAAAAGGGGAGAAGCUUGAAUUAACAUACGCAUAACCUGAGAGCAGCUGCAGCACGAGUUUCUCAUCCACCUGUCACCUCUCAAGGUGCACUGGACCCCUGGCCACCCCUCCUUCCCCAGCACAAUCACUCCGCUUAGCAGAUGCCAGGCAACCCUCGGCUCUUCCCCGCGAGCCUGUGGACGCUACUGGAGAUGGCCCCUUAUGGUUGCUGGGGCCUGCCCGUGGCCCUUCUCACCCUGCUCUGCUGCCCAGGGUCUGGGGAGAAGACGUUCAAGGUAUACAUGUGCCCAGAGGAGGUAGUGGUGAAGCGUGGAGAGUCCCAGAAGAUCAACUGUAGUACCAGUUGUCCCCAGCCUGAGGCCGGUGGUCUGGAGACCACCCUAAGCAAGGAACUGCUGCAUGAGCAAGCUCAGUGGAAGCUGUUCUUAGUCUCCAACGUCUCCCACAACACACUCAUGCAUUGCUACUUCACCUGCGGCGGGAAACAGAUGUCCAAGACUGCCAACGUCAGUGUGUUCUACCCUCCAAAGGAAGUGCUGCUGAAGCUGCAGCCCACCUGGGUGAAUCUGGGCGGAUCCUUCACCAUUGAGUGCAGGGUGCCUGAUGUGGUACCCCUUGAGAAACUCACCCUCACCCUGCUCCAUGGCAACAGAACCCUGCACAAGAAGACCUUUGCGGGGGCGACAGCUGGCCUCCAAGAGGCCCUAACCAUACAUAACACCACGGCUCACAGGGAAGACGGCAACCACAACUUCUCCUGCAAGGCUGAGCUGGACCUGAAGUCUCUCGGCCAGAGCAGCAUUUGGAAAGUCUCCGAGCCCCAGAUGCUCAAGGUCCAUGUGCCCUGGCCAGACAACCAGAUGGUCAUCAUCAUCACAGUUGUGUCAAUGCUACUAUUCUUAUUUGUGACAUCCAUCCUGCUGUGCUUUAUCUUUGGCCAGCAGUGGCAUCAGAGGCGGAGAGGCGUCUACGGGGUGCAAGCAGCGUGGAGGAGCCUGCGACGGGCCUACCGGGUACAGGCUGCAUGAGCGGUGUGGCCACCACCACGGCAGCCACUGGAACUCAGUGUGGCUCCUCAGGGUUGUGGUCCAGCCCUGGCUGAAGGACUGUGACAAGCAGCAGAGGACUUGGGAGAACAUUUCUUUUUCUAGUCUGAAUACAAACAGCUGGACUUAAUCCUGUGCCUCAGUGUCUCCUCCUGAGAGAACACUCAGUGGCCGGGAAGGUGACGCAUCAGGCCUGGAUGUUCUCUCCCCGAAUGUCUCCUUGGCAUCCCUCUACCCACUCCUUCACAGGGGCCUUCCAGAGCCCCGGCCAGCUCAGGCCUACGGUACCCCCAGGCUGACCAGCCCAGGCACCAGACACCCACCCUCAUUGGGCCCUGAGUGACAAAUUCCUCCAGCGGGAGGGCUAGAGAAAUGCACCUGGUCUGGCAGGGAAGGGCAGAGACCUUCUGUUCCCACAUGCGCCUCCAGGAACUUGGGCCACUCCCUGUCGGAGCAGGGCAUGGCCAACAAAGCCAGCUUCCUGGGUUGAGGGUGGGGGCCCGAAGGGAACUGGAUCAGCUCCAGGACCCUCCCACUCAGGACUCUGCCCCAUCACUCUGGGCCUUUAGAGAAUUGUGGACAACAAAAGCAGUCCUCUCACCUCCUGCUCCAUUAUUAGGCCAAACGGAGACCCUGCAGCCUUCCCAGAGAGAGGGGUGAGGGCAGGAGGUCUAGGGUGUUCUCCUGGUGCAGGCAAGAAACAGUGGGGCAGCAUUGGGUUUUCAUGUGGUUUCCAGGCCCUUAAAAGUGCUCUAACAAGC